Messenger RNA from Spizellomyces punctatus DAOM BR117, 2238 nucleotides. RefSeq lists its product as uncharacterized. Bases 1 to 2238 code for a protein of 745 amino acids. Gene Ontology annotation, cellular component: membrane. The record is from RefSeq and is a predicted model, not a curated record. The transcript has 7 exons. NCBI's taxonomy places the organism in Eukaryota, Fungi, Chytridiomycota, Chytridiomycetes, Spizellomycetales, Spizellomycetaceae.
AUGCUCGCAGCGCUACAAGAUGCCAAAAAGGAAGUGGGUGGAACUGACAAUGUCGAGAUCGCCUUUCAUUUGGAAGAUGGACAAACCGUCGAGCUCGACCAGCUCGCUCACCCCGAACAAAACAGCGGCCAGAAAAAUGCAAGCAACAAAGAUAAAGACGUAUCUGAGGGAACGGAUCACAAGAAGAAAGUUCCACCGCCUGCACCCCUCAAGCCCUUAUAUGGACCAUUCCUGAACUUUCACAACGUUGAUUUGGACAAGAACGUGUGGCUUGGAAAUAUUCUAUACGUGCAUCACAUGUCCCGUACUCCUCCUCGCAUUCAUGUUCAUUCCAAACUAGACGGCGGACGAUGGGUAGAUCCCGUCAUCCUCGAUGAAGACAUUAGCGGAACAGGUUACUCUGCUGUCCGCUACGAUUUGCAAAUAUCGCUUGAAAACGCACCUUCAGAGCCCCUUCUUGAUGCCACAGAAGUAGGUGAUCCACAAGCACGGCACUUGAAGCAGCAAGGUAUAGAAACUGGGGAGCCACGUGUUAGCUCUGGCCGAAGUCAAAAAGUUACCUACACGGUUGACCCGCAAGAGGCGUCGAGCUCACAGGGAAACGGUACAACGGAAGGAGUAGAUUCAACAAUAUCUGGCGGCACAGCCUACGAGUUUUAUGUAGCUGCCAGAGACGAACCUUGGCAUUGGGCAUUCUACUCUUGCAACGGAUUUGGAACGGACACGAAGAAUCCGGAGGAAAAGUUCGAUGGCGUGCGACCCCUUUGGCGGGAUAAGUUGGCGGUUCAUAAGAAACGACCGCUACAUUUAAUGGUUGGAUGUGGGGAUCAGAUAUAUCAAGACGAUUUCUUUUUCCAUUGCCAAAGUCUUCGCCAAUGGCUGGAUAUUACUAAUAGCGUUGAACGUGAAUCCUACCAGUUCACCGUGGAGAUGCAAAUUGAAGUUGAACGAUAUUACUUGAUGCACUAUCUCGCUCACUUCUCGCAGCCGGUGGUGGGGGAUGCCAUGGCCGCGAUCCCCAGCAUUAACAUUGUGGAUGAUCAUGAUAUUUUUGACGGAUUUGGAUCUUACCCUGAUCCAUUACAACAGUGUCCUGUCUUUCAAGCUAUUGGGAAGAUUGCUCUCCGGUUCUACCUUCUGUUCCAACACCAUACCACCACGCUGCGAGCUCGAGAUGAAGGGCUAUGGGGAGGAUCUACUGGCUACAAUUUCCUUCGGCUUAUGGGUCCACGGACAGCCAUCUUUGGCAGUGACGGUCGCUUUGAACGUAAAAAAACUCGCGUUUGCGAUCCUAAAACUUGGGAUAUGCUAUUUGAGGAGUACUUGCCUUCGUUGCCCCCAACAGUGGAACAUUUGAUUUUUGCUGCCGGUGUUCCUGUCUCGUUUCCUGUACUCGGUGUCACCGAAAAGUUUAGGACUCAAGCGAAUUUAAAACGGGACACGAAGCAUGUAUACGAAAUUCCACCGCUGCAGGAUCCAAGAUUAAUGUACAACAUUGUAUCCUCCGCUAUUGGGAAUAUUCCACCACCAAAGAUUGUGUUGAAAUUGUUCCAAUGGUCGUCUUCUCGUAAACCGGUGCUGAAUGUACCAAAUACGACCGAAGGACUUGUGCAUAUUUUCCAGCACGACGUUGAUGGCCAUCCUAACAAAAAGGGACACCGUAAAAUUAUGGCUCGGCGUAACUGGUGCGAGAUCGAUGAGGUGGUCCCUGCCUCCUGGAUUACACGCCAGGAAAGCGGUGAUCCAGUGGUAGACGAGAAAAUCGCAACUCCAGAGCUUGCAGUGUUUCGACUUCGUUUCGAGCCUCCAAAGCAUCGCCAGCACAUUGGCAUUGGGGUUUACCACGUUAGCAUUCCCCGAUUGGUUGUCGGAGAGAAAGAGAAAGAGCUUCCUGGCUUAAUUGAAAUGGCCGAGAAGAACAAAGAAAUGGGAGUUGGUGUUGCUGAAAUGGAUGAAAAAGUUGCAGACGAGGCGGAGACGGGUGGGCAGGCUGGGCAAAAUACCAGUGCACCACCUGUGGAGUCUAUGCUAUCGACGCCAUCACUAUUUUCUCAUCCUGAACCUUCAGCUGCUUCGAAAAGUGCCGGUACGGAUGGAAAUGCAGAGGGCGAUGGUAUCCCCCUUCAACGACAACAGCCCAACGAGUGGCCAACACAAGAGUACGAACCAGGAACUCUGCCACAGCACCCGUUUGGCUAUGAGGAAGAUGCAAAAGGCAAGGGCAAGGUGGUAGAAUGA